AUGAGGAUUGAAACUUGUUACUUUUGCUCGCAGCCGUGCUACCCUUCGAAAGGUAUCACAUUCGUCCGCAACGACGCCCGCAUCUUCAGAUUCUGCCGGUCCAAAUGCCACAAGAACUUCAAAAUGAAGCGCAACCCGCGCAAGCUGAAGUGGACGAAAGCCUUCCGCAAGUCCGCCGGUAAGGAGAUGGUCGUCGACAGCACGCUCACCUUCGCCGCCCGCCGCAACGUCCCCAUCCGCUACAACCGCGAGCACAUCGCCGCGACCCUCAACGCCAUGGAACGAGUGUCGGAGAUUCGCCAGAAGCGCGAGCGCGUGUUCUACCGAAAACGCAUGGCGGGCAACAAGGAGCGCCAGCGCGAGAUGGACCGGAAGCUGGUGGCCGAGAACGAGCACUUGCUCACGAAGGAGCGGCCCAGUGUACGCAAGGCGAGAGAGGCGGCCGAAGCGCUGGGCGAGGAGGUCGAGGCGCCGCGCGAGAAGAGCAAGAUGUUUGGCAAGGAGAAGAUUCGCCAGAAGGUGCUGGUCGUCAACGGGGACGAUGGGGAGGAGUUCGAGGGCAUGGAUACGGACUGA
Messenger RNA from Drepanopeziza brunnea f. sp. 'multigermtubi' MB_m1, 576 nucleotides. RefSeq lists its product as uncharacterized. Gene Ontology annotation, cellular component: nucleolus. Gene Ontology annotation, biological process: ribosomal large subunit biogenesis. The record is from RefSeq and is a predicted model, not a curated record. Lineage: Eukaryota; Fungi; Ascomycota; Leotiomycetes; Helotiales; Drepanopezizaceae.